UUUAAAAGUUAAAAAAAUGUUUCGUGGAAUAUUUGGUAGAAAAUUUCGUGGAAAUCGACUUGAAAAGCGAUUUUAUUCAAUCGCACCAAUUUUGGAACCAAAAUUACCUCAAUUAGGAAUAUUCAUCAACAACGAGUACCUCCAAUCGAUUUCUGGGAAAACUUUCAAAACGAUCAACCCAUCAAGCGGAGAAAUUAUAGCGGAAAUUCCAAGAAGCUCAAAAGAAGACGUCGAUUUAGCGGUAAACGCAGCUUUUGAAGCUUUCAAGCUAAACUCACCAUGGCGAAAAAUCGAUGCUUCUCAACGAGGGUGUUUAUUAAAUAAACUCGCCGAUUUAAUCGAAAGGGAUUUCAUCAAUUUAGCCUCUUUAGAAACUUUAGACAUGGGGAGUCCGUUUCCAACAACAUCGGCUUUUAUUAACGUAGGAAUAAAAAGUCUUCGUUAUAUGGCAGGAUGGGCCGACAAAAAUCACGGAAAAACCAUCCCAAUGGACGGGAAUUAUUUCGCGUAUACAAAAUUAGAACCGAUUGGAGUUUGUGGACAAAUCACCCCAUGGAAUGGUCCCUUACUAACAUUUUGUUGGAAAAUCGCUCCAGCUUUAGCAAUGGGGAACACCGUUGUAAUAAAACCAGCCGAACAAACCCCAUUAACCGCUUUAUACAUGGGGCAAUUAAUAAAAGAAGCUGGAUUUCCACCUGGUGUGGUUAAUAUAGUUCCGGGAUACGGAGAUGCUGGUGAAGCUUUGUGUAAAAAUCAAAAAGUCGAUAAAAUCGCAUUCACCGGCUCAACUGAAGUGGGGAAAAAAAUUCAACAAUCAUCCGGAAUUGGAAAUCUAAAAAGAACAACUUUAGAAUUAGGCGGAAAAAGCCCCAAUAUAAUUUUAGACGACGUCGACUUACCAACAGCUGUAGAAUGGGCCCAUCAAGCCGUUUAUAUGAACCAAGGUCAAGUUUGUUGCGCUGGAUCAAGAACUUUCGUACAAUCAAAAAUUUACGACGAAUUUGUUGAAAAAUCUAUACAACGCGCUAAAAACCGCAUUGUUGGAAACCCAUUCGAUAUCAAAACAGAACAAGGCCCACAAAUUGAUCAAACCCAAAUGGAAAAAAUUUUAAAUUUGAUUCAAAGCGGAGUUAAAGACGGAGCUUGUUUAGCAACUGGAGGCGCAAGAUGCGGCGAUAAAGGAUAUUUCGUCCAACCAACCGUUUUCGCAGGCGUUCAAGACCACCACAAAAUCGCCCAAGAAGAAAUUUUCGGGCCAGUUCAAAACAUUUUAAAAUUCGACACAUUAGAGGAAUUAAUCGAAAGAGCCAACAACACCAAUUACGGCUUAGCGGCGGGAAUUUUCAGUAAAGAUGUUGAUAAAAUAAAUUAUUUAACCCAAGGAAUUAGAGCUGGAACAGUUUGGGUUAAUUGUUACAAUGUGUUAAGUGCUCAAACUCCGUUUGGAGGGUUUAAAGAUUCGGGAUUGGGUAGAGAAAUGGGGGAGGAUGGGUUGCAUCAAUACAGCGAGGUUAAAAGUGUUAUUGUUGGAUUGGCACAAAAAAAUUCUUAA
This is a messenger RNA of Onthophagus taurus, 1552 nucleotides long. RefSeq names its product aldehyde dehydrogenase, mitochondrial-like. The record is from RefSeq and is a predicted model, not a curated record. NCBI's taxonomy places the organism in Eukaryota, Metazoa, Arthropoda, Insecta, Coleoptera, Scarabaeidae. Gene Ontology annotation, molecular function: oxidoreductase activity, acting on the aldehyde or oxo group of donors, NAD or NADP as acceptor.